AUGCCGUUCAAUCCUAAAGACGACAUCCCUGACCUGACUGGUAAAGUCAUCAUCGUCACAGGUGGCAGUAGUGGACUUGGUAAAGAGAGUGCCCUUCAGCUCGCAAAACACAAUCCUUCCGCCAUCUUCAUCACAGCCAGAACAGAAAAGCGUGGCAAUGCCGCCAUCAAAGAGAUCCAGGAUGCCGUUCCGGACUUUAAGGGCCAGAUCAAGUUUCUAGAGUUGGAUCUGUCGUCCUUUGCGUCCAUUCAGAAAGGCGCCACCACAUUUCUUGGCCAGUCUAAUCGACUCGACAUCUUGAUGAACAACGCCGGCUUGAUGGCCACCCCUGCUGGUCUUACAGCUGAUGGAUAUGAAGUCCAAUUUGGUGCCAAUUAUAUGGGACCGGCCCUGUUUACCAAACUACUUCUCCCUACUAUUGUCAAAACAGCUGAACAACACGGUGGAGAUGCUCGUGUCAUCAAUUUGAGCUCCUUGCUCUUCAAUCAGUCGCCCAAGGAAGGGAUACUUCUUUCUCGCGUAAAGACCCCACUCGAAGACAUUUCCAGCUUGGCGCGCUACGGUCAAUCCAAGCUCGCUGAUUAUUACCACACCCGCUCCCUGAGCCGGUUUUACCCAACUGUAAAGUUUGUUGCGGUCCACCCAGGAGUCGUCAACACGGGCCUAUUUGAUGAUUUGCGAAAACGAAGACCUUGGCUGGGUGGAUUGAUUGGUGUCCUUGGAUCUAUUUUUCUCACAGAUGUUCACGCUGGUGCAAAGGCUCAGUUGUGGGCAAGUACAGCCAAGUCGCAGGAUGUCAGGAGUGGUGGUUUCUACAACGAAAAGCUCAAGGAGUAUACGGAUUCAGUUUUGAAUGAUGAUAAGGCUGUUGAAGAGUUAUGGAACUGGACAAACAAGGAGUUUGAGAGUAAGGGGUUUAAAUGA
Molecule: messenger RNA, 924 nt
Organism: Fusarium venenatum
Lineage: Eukaryota; Fungi; Ascomycota; Sordariomycetes; Hypocreales; Nectriaceae
Source: RefSeq, a predicted model, not a curated record